Molecule: messenger RNA, 4492 nt
Organism: Gymnodraco acuticeps
Lineage: Eukaryota; Metazoa; Chordata; Actinopteri; Perciformes; Bathydraconidae
Gene: znf217
Product: zinc finger protein 217
Exons: 5
Coding region: 275-3106 (943 amino acids)
Biological process (GO): regulation of DNA-templated transcription
Cellular component (GO): nucleus
Molecular function (GO): RNA polymerase II cis-regulatory region sequence-specific DNA binding; DNA-binding transcription factor activity, RNA polymerase II-specific
Source: RefSeq, a predicted model, not a curated record
AAGAGGAGGGAGCGCGCCUCAGAGUUCAACAGCUGCACAGAGUGAGGAGCAGGACUCGAACAAAUAUGAUUCACAUUCAAACAAUUCAAUAGGUGAGCUGUUUUUCCCCAGGCGUGUAUGUGUGAAAUGAAGAAGAAGCCAGAAGUCACACACUUCGCUCUGAACUCCUGAAUUGACUCGCUCGUAGUAUCAAGUGUCAUUAUUAAUCCGGAAAUUCUCACUUGGUCCCUAAUAACUCGGACAGUGUGUGCAGCGUCCCCCCCUUCAGAGCAAAAUGCCGACUCACUCUCUGUCACCGUUUGUGGAGAGCCCAGAUGGACUUGCCCAAGAUAUUCUUUAUAGUAACGCGAGCACCCCAGGGCCCGGCUCCAGCAUGACACCACACACCUCCUACUCAGAGAAGGCGGUGUUGCAAUCAGGAGGAAGUGUGCCACUAUCUUGUAUGUUCUGUGAUCACACGUUUACUCACCAGGACGAGUUAGGACCCCACGUUCUGACACAGCACCCCUCCACCUUCUCUGAGCCGGCUGUGCUCAGAGUGGAAGCAGAGUUCAGGCUCCCAGGAGAGAGACCCCGGUCCAAACUCAGCAGCAUCCCCGUGGAGGAGGAGGAGGAGGUUCGCAACUGCAUCGUGUGCGGACAGGUGUCGCAAGAUGCCAACGAGCUGGAGGCCCACAUGAGGAAGCACAAGGACUACUUCACUUACUGCUGCAACUUCUGUGGACGGAGGUUUAGAGAGCCGUGGUUUCUGAAGAACCACAUGAAGAUGCACGUGAAACCCGGAGCAAAGAGCAAGUCCCAGCAAGAUCUGGAGACCCCCGCCACGGUCAAUGGUAUCGUCCAAGACACUCCUCCAGAACCUGUGAGCACUGUUUACAAAAUGUGCAUGGUGUGUGGCUUUUUCUUCCCCGACCAUGACAGUUUGGCUGAGCACAGUAAGGUUCACAAUCGAGAGGUGGAGCCCGGCAAAGAUAAAGAGGAAAUGGAAGACACUACUGCCAAACAGGAAACAUUUCUUCACAGUCUAAACCUCAUGCCUCGCUCUUUAAGAAAAACAGAGAGAUCAUCCAAAUGGAUUCCCCAGCUGGAUCCAUUCAACACAUAUCAGGCCUGGCAACUCGCAACAAAGGGCAAGAUAGCAGUUGGCCCUAAUAAUAUUAAAGAUAUCGGCCAGGAAGCCAGCACAGACAAUGAGGAAUGCGGCUCAGAUAAGGAGGAGUUAAAUAAUAUUUGGUCUGAGGGACAAGGAGACAAACCCACCAAAGAAGGCCUUGGGAAGGAGCUCCGACCUCAGACUGUAGCAGAAAACCCAGCGCCGAAGCGGAGGUCUCUGAUGCAAAAAGACAAACACAAAGAAAGGCCAACCACUUGUGAGGAAUGUCAGAGGACUUUCAGGACCUACCACCAGCUGGUUCUCCACUCCCGGGUCCACAAGCGAGAGCGAGUGGGCGGAGACAGUCCCACUUCCUCUUUGGAAGGGAAGUUGUCGAGAGUAGGUUCAUUUGAUCACGCAGAAGAAGGUUGUGAGGAAGGAUUUGAGGAAGCAGCGUUGACAGAAAACCUGGGUCCAGGUGAGGAUGGUUUUGAGCGAUCAAAAGUCAGAUCAAAAGCGUGCAGUUAUUGUGGCAAAUCUUUCCGAUCCAGCUACUACCUCACGGUUCAUCUCAGGACUCACACAGGUGAAAAACCAUUCAAGUGUGCUUACUGCGACUACGCUGCGGCCCAGAAGACUUCACUGAAGUAUCACCUGGAUCGCCGCCACAAGGACAAACCCUUAGUGGACAUCCCCAGCAAACCCACGCCCUCUCCUAACGAUAAAAAACAUGGGAGUGAGGAAAGUCCCGCGCCAAAUAGAUCCAAACUCUGGGUUCCCGCAGCCAGAUCGUGCACCAACAGAACGCCAGAGGACAGAUUUGAAAGCAUAAGCAGCAAGAUCGGCAAACCCCUCGCCCAGAUUAAUGCAGAGUAUGAGGAGUUGACCGCUAAGUCUGCUUACUCCCCGACGGACAGUGCGCUCAUAAAGUGUCCCGUACCCGUGAACCUGAAGAUGGAAAUGGAGGAGAUACUAUACGAAAACUGCGAGGAGGCCCCGUUAAAUCUGUCCUUAAAAGUGUCUCUCUCCAUCCCCGCCGGCCCCAAAAAUGCAUCGAUAACAAUCUCCUGCUCGUUGUGUGCGUAUAAAACCAUGUACCCCGAGGUUCUGAUCAUGCACAAGAAGCUCACCCAUAGAGACAAGUCAGGCGGCGCGAAAAAGAACGGUUGUCUGAGAGUAAAACGUUUGACAGGCUGCCCCCCUGCGCUCGAAGGGAAAGACGUCAUCCCUCUUCCGAUGAUCGACCGGCGCCACCCUCGUCGAACCCAAUCCCCUCCCCCUCAACCUCCGAAACCACCUGAAAAGACCCCCGAACCCCCAAAGCUCUCUCCUAUCCGUGCACCCGUGCAGGAGGCUGUCCAGGAGACUCAGCGCAGCAUCGACGCACAUCAGGAAUAUUCCAGGUACACGGAGGUCAUGAUGAAACCAAACGCAGGCAGCAAGUUCACCAUGGAGCGCCCGGCCCCCCCGGAGAGGGUGGGCAUCGGGGGGAGGAGUUACCCGGUGAGGAGCGGAGUCAUCUGGCACUCGGAUGCUGCCCGGCUCUGCCUCUCCAGCCGGUUCGGAAACCUCCCUCAAAUGGAUUUUGGCGAACCUUCGGGCAAGAGAUUAAAAUACGGCGGGGUCCCUACAGGCAGGGAGGUGGACCCCGGGGACAUGCUGGGCUUCAGAGGAGCAACAGGGAACAGGAUGCUCAUCUCGGGGAGGAAGAGCACGCCGCAAAUGCCGGGUCCAUCCACAGCCUCCGAGAGCUCUCUGAAGACGUCCGCAGCUCUAGGAGGGAGUCUGGACGCUGAGUGGGGCAUGAUGAACCUCCUGCGCUCCUACUCCCCCAACGAGCUGGCCUCCCUCUACCACAGCACCGCAGGGAACCCCGGGCAACUGGCCAACCCCAGAGCAGGCGGCAGAACUGUGCUGUACCAACACUUACCCACAAUGCCCAGCCUCCAGAGGAGAGAUUCCUCGGGCCCUUUCCCCCACCAGCGCUACGGGACCACUGACAAAAGCACCUAAAGUGGCACCGAGGUAAAAAAGGUGGACAAAUAUUUUUUGAAGAAUAAACAACUAGAGCUUUCUUUUUUUCUGAUUUGCGAACCCUGACCAGAAUCGUUUUCCUGGUACUGAUAUAAAAGUCAUUGAACAUAUUGAAAAUAAAUUAGAUUUGAGCCAUGAUUUCUUGGAGAAAUUGUUCAAAUUAGGAUUUAAGAGAGAUGGUUUGUGCUCAUUAGGCUCUCCAAACGUAAUAUGAUUUUCAGAAGAGGGACAUUUGAUGCAUUGACAUUUCAUGGCUGAGGCUGUAUAUUUUCUUUUUGGAUAAAAAGUGCAGAUCAUCUCUCUUUGAAGAUCAACUGGUGUCCACGGUGAUAUUUGUUUCUAUUCAAAACUGUUGCUUAAUCCAAAUUUGACCCACACUAAAGUUCAGAUAUCUGUAAGUGUCAUAACAGUACACUUUGUGGGAUGACAUAAAUAUAUCUGUAAGCUUUCAGUAGAUACAAAUAUAUAAAGUAUGUAAUGUACAUUUUGUGUAGAAUUGCUGCUCUGUUCACUUACUGUUUAUGUACAGGCAGUAUCGUGGUGUUUCCCUUCUCCAAGGCACUGAAGGGUGGGGAUUCUCUGUUUAGUAACUCGAUGGCUCACACACAGGCCAGAGUACCAGGUCCUGUGUGUGUGAGUGGUCUACCUCAUGUUGUCACGCUGUUAUUUUUGUAAAGCUGCUGGAGCCAUCAUGUCAGCUGAGCCUCUGCUCCUAGUUAUCGAUCAGAGACGGAUGUUUUGGUUUGUAGUAUAACUAGACAGACUUGUAUAACUACAUGUGUUUGUCAGGUGUAUCUGUGUUUAGUAAGGCACCACAAAAAAAAGAAUACAGAACCAGUACUGCUGAGGCCACCUCUGGCGCACCAUUAACUGUAACACAGAACCGAUUGUUUGGUUAAUAUUUGUCCUUUUGAAAACAGCUUUCAUCUAUAGUGGUGCCUCAAAUCCUUACGCUGUAAAAUAUACCAAAUCUCACCAGUUCUGUUAUCAAAUGGCGAUGCUGUAUUAUUUUGGACAUUACAUGUUGUCACUGUUCAGGCAAUGAAAGUGUUAUUUAGUUUCAAGUUGCAGUCAUUCCUGGAUUGUGAUCUGGUGGUAGAUGCAUCACUAUAGUUUGGAGGAAUAUACAGAUGGUUGAUAAAUGGUUAGAUGAAAUACACACUGUGAACAUAUCGUCUCAGGUUAACUCAUUUACGAGCCGUUUAGACUUUUGUGUCAUUUCGUAUUUCUGCCACUUUGAAAGGCUUGGGUUAAGUUAUUUCUUUUGUUGUGUUUGGAAUUCACAUUACAUGUGUGCUUAUGUAAAAAAGAAAAUAUUGUUUGAGAUUUGUAUGACACAUUUCAAUAAUAAAGUGAGACGAAAAA